UUGCUCUCCCCCGCCUCGCACCGCCCCCACACUAGCCAGCCGCCGCCGCCGCCGUCCUCCGCCGCCGCAGCAUCGCCGUCGACCUCUCGUCUUCUCCCUCCCCGGCGUCUCGCCUGCACCACCGCGCCUCCCGCCUCUAGGUUUCACUAACAUUGGUAACCGCAGCUCCGGCCUCCGGGGCCCCGGUAGCUCGCCGCUGCUGCGCCGAACCCUCUAUUCCGUCGCACUCCGGUGAUGUCGGACACGGAGGAGGAGCGCCGUCUAGGGCGCGGGUCGGCGGGGGCGGAGGCGGGGGCCGAUGGGCAGGAGGACCCUGACGGGGAUGAGGAGGAAGAGGAAGAGGAGGAGGAGGAGUACGAGUUCUGCGACGCCGAGGAGGCGAUGCAGUGCGUGGAGAUGGCGGAGCGGAGUGCCCCCGACGCCGGCGUGCAUGACUACGAGGCGCUCGCCGCGCGCAAGCGCAAGGCCCUCGCCGAGGAGCGAACCGAAAGGGAUGCAUCUUCAAAGAAGCCAAGGCAGGAUGGGCUUUCAGAAGUGGAAGCAGCGACUGUGUUUGACCAACUAAUGGAAGGCUUUGGCCUUCGUAGGAAAAGAAGGUCCAAAGAUGCCAGGAAAAGGGGAAGAAAGAAAGGAACAAGGAAUAAGUACAGUCCUGAAGUUACUAAAAAAUUGGGUGAUGCCACACUGCUUUUUACAGAGAGCAGAUUUAAGGAGGCAAUUCCUAUAUUACAUGAGGUUGUGCGGAUCGCGCCGAAUUUGUCAAAUUCAUACCAUCUACUUGGUAGCAUUUAUAAAGAGUGCGGUGAACUAGAUAAAGCCAUAAACUUUCUAAUGCUCGCUGCAUAUGUUUCUCCAAAGGAUGUAUUUUUGUGGAAGAAACUCAUUGACAUGGCAUUGAAAAAGGAAGAUGCUGCUUUAGCAAGACACUGUGUUUUAAAAGCGAUGAGAGCAGAUCCUGAAGAUGUAGGACUGAAGUUUGAUUGUGCUAAUAUAUAUCGCGCUUUGCAUGACUAUCAGAAAGCUGGAGAGAUAUACGAGCAGAUAGUCAGAAUUUAUCCUUCAAACAUUGUUGCUCGUAAAGCAGCAGCACAGAUGUACAGGGACUGUGGUCAAAUUGAUAAAGCUAUUAAUUUAUUGGAGGAUUAUGUGAAUGCUCAAACUACAAACAUCGACUCGAAUCAUCUGGAUCUACUGAUAUCCCUUUAUCUGAGAAAUAAUGCCUAUAAUGAAGCAUUGAGGCUGAUUGAGAGAGCACAUAUAGUGUUUGGAUCUCAACACAAUUUGCCAGUACAAUUGCAGGCAAAAGCUGUAAUCUGCCAUGCUUAUCUUGGAGAUAUGAAGCAUGCCGAGGUGUUUCUUCAGAAUGUGCAUCUGGAGCGUUCAAAAGAUAACACCGAUGUGAUCAAGGAGGUUGCUAGCACUCUCGAAAAUUUAGGACAAUAUGAGUAUGCAAUAAAGUUUUACCUGAUGAUUGAAGAUGUUGCUGUUCAUAAUGAUGGUAGUUCAUAUGUGAAAGUUGGUCAAUGCUACAUGGUCAUAGGGGAGAAAAGGAAAGCAAUUCCUUACUUUCAGAAAGCCUUGCAAAGAAUGGAGGACAACAUUGAUGUGCGAAUAACUUUAUCCUCUCUUUUUGUUGAUGUGGAUAAGAGUGACGAAGCUAUUGUUUUGCUUUCUCCUCCUAACAAUUCAGGGUCAAAGUCUGCUACAGAUCAACCGAAGCCAUGGUGGCUUGAUGGGAAAGUAAAGAUGCACCUUGCGAACAUAUAUUACAAUAAAGGCAUGUUCGAGGACUUUGUGGGCACCAUUCUUAUACCCAUUCUUGAAACACUGAAUAUUGAGUAUGCUAAUCGAAAGGUGAGGAAAGCUAAAAAACUUCCAACUAAUGUUCUAUAUGAAAGAGCCAAAGUGUUAGCUGAACAACGUCCAGAAAGCGUGUUUCAAGGAUUAAGGCCAAUAGCAUCACCGGCAGAGUUACAAAAGGCAAGCAGAGCAAAGAAGUUGCUAGAGAAAAGAGCAGCUUCGAAUGAAGAUACGAUAAAAGAUGAUCUGCAAAGGUCGAAGCAAAUACCUCCGAUAUCUGGUCUACUUACGAAUGCAGAGAACCAUCAACUUGUGUUACAUCUUUGCCAAACAUUAGCUUUGCUUCACCGAUACUGGGAGGCUCUACAAGUUAUCAACCGUACUCUUAAACUUGGAAAUGAUACUCUCGCUGAUGAGAACAAAGAGGAGCUCAGAUCCUUGGGUGCUCAAAUAGCUUAUAGAGCUCCAGACCCUAGACAUGGCUUUAAUUAUGUCCGCUAUGUAGUUCAGCAGCAUCCAUAUUCCCUUGCUGCAUGGAACUCAUACUACAAGGUGACAUCAAGAAUAGAAGAUAGGUUCUCACGUCAUCAUAAAUUUCUUCUACGGACAAGAGAAGAAAAGACUGACUGUGUGCCUCCUAUAAUCAUAUCUGGCCAUCGAUUUACGGCUAUCAGCCAGCAUCAGUCAGCUGCUCGUGAUUAUCUGGAAGCUUAUAAAUUGAACCCAGAAAAUCCAUUUAUAAAUCUCUGUGUUGGAUCUGCUCUAAUUAAUUUAGCCCUUGGCUUUAGGCUUCAGAAUAAGAACCAGUGCAUCGUUCAAGCUUUGGCAUUCCUCUUUCGAUAUCUGCGUCUUUGUGACAACAGCCAGGAAGCCUUGUACAACAUCGCUCGGGCGUAUCAUCAUGUUGGCCUCAACACCUUGGCAGCAAUUUACUACGAGAAGGCUUUAGCCGUUGAGGUGAAAGAUUACCCUAUUCCCAGGCUUCCAUACGAGGAGAAUUCCUGUGCCCAGCAGGAUCUCAAGCCAGGGUAUUGCGAUGUACGAAGAGAGGCUGCGUUCAAUUUGCAUCUGAUUUACAAGAAAAGCGGAGCAGAUGAUCUCGCCAGACGGAUUCUUAGGACUUACUGUACUAUUUAGUAGUAGAUAGAAUUAUACAUGUAUAUAUUUGGUAUUUGCUAGUGUUCAGGUGACUGGGAACUGCACAAAUUUUAGUUGAAUUUUGUGGCCGUCCAUUUCUCUUCAAGAUUUGUGCACGAAUAUGAGCUUUUGUUUCUUUGUCGGAUCUGGAAUCCACUAGGACACAGUACCUGAAAUUUUGUAGGCUAAUAUGGGCAUGUUCA
This is a messenger RNA of Oryza sativa Japonica Group (Japanese rice), 3140 nucleotides long. RefSeq lists its product as uncharacterized. The record is from RefSeq and is a predicted model, not a curated record. Gene Ontology annotation, cellular component: transcription factor TFIIIC complex. Lineage: Eukaryota; Viridiplantae; Streptophyta; Magnoliopsida; Poales; Poaceae. Gene Ontology annotation, biological process: transcription by RNA polymerase III. Gene Ontology annotation, molecular function: protein binding.